GACCAUGGAUGAAGCCAUGUGGUGGUAUCAUCAUGCCUCUCAGGAAGCUCUGGAGUAGGACGGCUAUCUCUUUCUCCAUCUCGACGCUCCUCCAGAUGACUUCCCAGCUGUGGUUUCUCAUCCUCUGUAGCUUGACAGCUUCAUCCCAGCUGAGGUUAGAGGAUGUUUUCUUUAGUCCUCAGGACCAGACAGUUAUGGAAGGAGAAGGAGUGUUUCUCCAGUGUGUGUCCGGAGAAAGCUCACCUCCUGCAACCAUCACCUGGCUCAAAGACGGCAACCCGGUCACAAGAGGCAGACAGAUUCACGGUGAGUAUGGAGGUGGUCACCAGAAGAAGACUUCAGGAACUCUGCAUCUUUUCAACACAACCCUAGAGGAUGAUGGGAUAUAUAUCUGUGUCACCUACAAUCCUUUAAUGGACAUCAAAAAGGAGAGCAGGCCGGCUAAAAUAACUGUGCAAGGGGUCCCAAAAAGGCUGCACAUCCUUCAUAGUCCUGAAAACAUCACUGUUGCCGUGGGAACAAAGGCCUCCAUGCACUGUGUAGUUCGUGGCUUCCCAGUUCCCAUGGUGCAUUGGUUCAAAGACGGCUACCUCCUGACCAAUGGUUCUGCCUCAUUCAUUCUUCAGAACAAUGACCAGCUGCUCAUAUUCAGGAAUGUGACGAAGGGUGAUGAGGGCUCCUAUCACUGUGAAGCAUCCAAACAGAAAGAGGCAGUCAGGUCACAGGCGGGCUUCCUCAUUCCAGCUGAGAUGGACUGGAGUUUCGUCCAGCAGCCCACAAACAUGGUUGUGAGAAGAGGCGAGAAUGUAACGGUCACCUGCAGGCCUCCUUACAGCAGACCCACAGCUCAGGUCUCCUGGUUCAAAAACAACCAACUUCUCCCUCCAGCAGCUCAUGUGACUGUGCUGCACAGUGGAGAUCUUUUCUUCAACAGCAUCCAAGAGAAUGACAGCGGCAUCUACUUCUGCAGGGCCUCAAACAGCCACCUUCAAAGACAUCUCAGCUCGAUAAGAGCAAGCGUUACUGUGCUGGCGCCUCCAUCAGUGAAGGUGUGGCCCCAGGUGCUAACGGUGCCAGUAGGGGCCCAGGUGGUGCUGGAGUGUCAGGUGUCGGGUCAUCCUCCACCUUCCAUCAGCUGGGUAAAGAGAGGCUGGUCCAAGAAGACCGGAGGCAGGAUUGCUGUUGGAUUCCGAAAUGCCUCCCUGCACAUCCAGUCAGCCCGGAGCUACGACGAGGGGGAGUACGUGUGCGAGGCUUCCAACACACUGGGUCAAAGCCACAGCGCCGCACUGCUGAAAGUUGCUGUGAGUCCCAUCAUCGUGACCUCUGCAGGACAGCUGAGCAGCAGAAUAGCGGCUUCAGCGGUCAUGCCGUGUACGGCUGUCGGGGUUCAGCCCAUCACAUACACCUGGAGCAGGGGCACAGCAGAGACACGCUCCCCCAUCGCAGCCACAGGGCGUACACACGUCGAUGAAGAUGGCGCUCUGCAUAUAUCCAGUGUGCAGUGGUCUGAUGCUGGGGAAUACUACUGUACUGCUCAGAACCGAGCAGGACGACAUCAGAGACGCACUGUCCUCACCGUCACAGGUGUACUCACUCCACCAUGA
Molecule: messenger RNA, 1607 nt
Organism: Thalassophryne amazonica
Lineage: Eukaryota; Metazoa; Chordata; Actinopteri; Batrachoidiformes; Batrachoididae
Product: hemicentin-2-like
Exons: 11
Coding region: 9-1607 (532 amino acids)
Source: RefSeq, a predicted model, not a curated record